UAUCUAAUUAAUUUCUUGUAUCGACCUCUACUAUGCUGCACAAUCCUUGAAAUACCUAUCCAUUUUUAUGUCUCUUUGUUUGAUAUCUCCAAUAAUGGUGGGAGGAUUUUUUUUUCCUAUUUAUGGGCAGCAAGGGGCCUAAGCUUCUCUCUUUUCCCUCCUCUCUUCUUCUUUUCUUGUUCUAACUCUCUCCCUCUCAAAAGAAAACGUCUUUAAGGUCAAGAAAUGAUUGUUUGCAUCAAAGGCACAGACGAGGAUGAGAGGGAUGAAGCUACUGGUGCAGGCAGUAAUACUUUGGCUGAGGUGCUCGUGCCGAUGAACAUCUGUAAACAUGUAGUAAUUGUAAUGGAUGCGUUGAAGGAAUUCUCCCGACAACCUCUCCAAUGGGCACUUGAUCAUGUUAUUCAAACUCACUGUACUAUCACUCUCCUUGGUGUCAUGCCAUGGCUUCCUUUACCAUUAUCAUGCAAGACAUGGUUAGAUGUUUGGACGUUUGAUCAUGGAGAUUUGUCAGCACUGAAAUCCAGGAGUGAGUGGAAGAAUGAUCAUAAGUAUCAGAAGAUUCGGAGAAUAAUUGAGCAAUGCGAGCAAAAAGGGGUAGUCCCUUGCAUGAAAGUGGCAAUGGGGCACCCUCUGAAGCUAGUGAUUCUCGAGCAGACCACAAAUCUUCAUGCUACCUUGGUGGUUCUUGACAGGCAUCUGAGGAAAAACAAAGCAUUCUUUGCAGAAAGAUUACGAAGCAGCGUAGUGAUAAUGAGGAGUGAUGGAGAGGUUGACAUGCUCAAAAUACAGACAAACAUGGAUAAUUCCGGUUAUCUGAGUCCUACUACGCCAGAAUCUACGGCAACCAUAAUAUCUACACCUCAGAUUAUUAUAUCUGAAGCUUUGUCUCAACGACUGAAGUGAAUAAUGGAGAGUCGGAGUUAAUUACAAGUAGCAGAGUGAAUAUUUUGCUGCAAGGGAAUGCACAUAUUGUUUACAUUACUUAAAUUUUCUUUUGAAGCAAAA
This is a messenger RNA of Jatropha curcas, 1008 nucleotides long. RefSeq lists its product as uncharacterized. Lineage: Eukaryota; Viridiplantae; Streptophyta; Magnoliopsida; Malpighiales; Euphorbiaceae. Gene Ontology annotation, molecular function: 3-dehydroquinate synthase activity; oxidoreductase activity. The record is from RefSeq and is a predicted model, not a curated record. Gene Ontology annotation, biological process: aromatic amino acid biosynthetic process.